AUGGACGCGCACGAGCUGAUAGAUGCCCAGUUCGAUCGGGCUGUGGAAAUCAUUCAGAGCUUGCCGAAGACGGGACCUAUUCAGACGGAUUAUGAGGAGAAACUGAUGAUGUACAGUCUUUACAAGCAAGCCACUGUGGGGAACGUCAAGGCGCCUCGUCCAGGCAUAUGGGACAUGCUGGGCAAAGCGAAGUGGGAUGCUUGGGCGAAGCACAAGGACUUGGACCCAUACGAGGCGAAAUGGCUGUAUGUAGAUGCCUUGCUCAAGGUUCUGCGCAAGUACUCGGACAAGACUGUAGCACGCGAUCUUGUGCGGGAGCUCGAGUCAUAUGAGGGGGACCCGUCCAACAUCAUGAUGAGCAGGUCAUUGUCCCGUGGUUCCGAUUCUUCAGGCUCCGGGGAGCCAGAACAGCGACCAUUAGUCUCGAUUUACCGCUCUGGACCCCUGCCGACACACCUGCUGAACAACACGACAAAUCCACAAGCCUUCCAACGCCAGCCCUACCCUGCUGAAACGACCUCUGAUGAAGAAACAUCUGAUGACGAAGCUCGCGACGGCGCCCCUGCACCUCCCACACACGAUCACCACAGCCAAGUGAACCGCCCGCAAUCAUCCCUUUCCUCCCAUCGAUACCGCACGCCUAUGGCUGGCUCUAUGAUGAUGACGCCUCCUACGAUACCCGUUCCCGCCACCCAACCCCAUCCAGGCUUCGAAACCCCAUCCGCCUUCGCGGGCCCCUCAACGCCCUCCGUCCCCUCGUUAUACCGUCCACAGACGACGACUUCCUACGGCGACCAAUAUUCGCGCGAACGCACAUCUCCGCAGCAACACCCCCACCACGCGCACUCGAACCAGCCCACGACAUACCGCGCUACCACCACGCCCCUUGUGGCGCGGCAGCACAGCUUCCCCGUCCGCCCCGCCUCCCGCAUCGCGCUCGAGCGCGCCGUCGAGAGCGUGCAGGCCCACCUCGCGGCGCUGACGGAGCGCAUCGAGACCCUCGAAUCGCACCCAAAUGACGCGUGGGGCGGAUACGCCGCGCGCUCUCCGGGCGCCGCGAGCGCUUCGCCAACGUGGCCCGGGGCGCGCGGGAUUGGGCGCGGGAGCCCGCGCGCGCUCGGCGGGUCGAGCUGGAACUUCGACGAGAUGGGGCUGUGGUCGUACGUGCUCAAGGCCCUCGUGCGCGUCGUUGCGCGCAGCCAGCAGCUCGUGUCGUUCCUGGCGGACCACGAGCACCGCUCGCCGACUCUAAUCGUCGUGCGCCGGCUGUUUUUGGACUUGUCGUUCAUCCUCUGUGUGCUGGCCGUGAUCAGGGUGUUGUGGCGGGCCGUGGCUGGGCACAAGACGCCAAGAAUCAUGGUUGAUCAGGGCGUAUAGAGAAUCGUCAACCGUACUUUCUUGGAUAUAUAUCGGGAUUUUAUUUCUUUGUGGAUAUUCAAGCUCCAUUAUUUUUCACAUUAAGCAAAGCAGGAGUCAGCUAUGCCCAAGGGAGCUGCUACUGGAAGGCUUGUACUUCCAGAUAUCAUCUUCAAAUCCGGAGCAAUCGAACGUUCCAUUCCUGAAUACAUCCUAUGCAUGCUAAUCAUACAGAUCGUCUGCAGGCCACCGGCCAAAUUCACUACGCCUUUCAUGCU
Heterobasidion irregulare TC 32-1 is the source of this 1634-nucleotide messenger RNA. RefSeq lists its product as uncharacterized. The transcript has 7 exons. Gene Ontology annotation, molecular function: fatty-acyl-CoA binding. Gene Ontology annotation, biological process: fatty acid metabolic process. NCBI's taxonomy places the organism in Eukaryota, Fungi, Basidiomycota, Agaricomycetes, Russulales, Bondarzewiaceae. The coding region runs from base 1 to 1377 and encodes 458 amino acids. The record is from RefSeq and is a predicted model, not a curated record.